UGUAUGCUGCAUCGUUCCCACUUUCACAAUGAAUUUCAAUAUUUCCGACAACCAGGGAAUGCACCACGUGACAGCGUCAGAGCAGGAACUCCGAUAUGGCGGUGUGCAUAGCAGUGAUCGCAAAGGAGAAUUACCCGCUGUACAUCCGCAGUGUUCCCACGCAGAAUGAGCUGAAGUUUCACUACACGGUGCACACCUCCCUGGACGUGGUGGAGGAGAAGAUCUCUGCGGUCGGCAAAGCCAUGGCCGACCAGAGAGAGCUGUACCUGGGUCUGCUUUACCCCACGGAAGACUACAAAGUAUAUGGUUAUGUGACCAACUCCAAGGUGAAGUUUGUCAUUGUCGUGGACUCCUCUAAUACAUCACUACGGGACAAUGAAAUCAGAAGUAUGUUCAGAAAAUUACACAACUCAUUUACUGAUGUAAUGUGCAACCCAUUCUACAAUCCCGGGGACCCGAUUCAGUCCAAGGCUUUUGAUGGCAUCGUAUCUGGAAUGAUGGUGCAGCCCAGCUGAUGUCGCCUCCACCUUUACUCCUCACCUUCCACUGUACAUAACACCCCUGAUCUUGUGUUUCGAUGUUGCCUUGAUGAAUAAAAGACAAAAGUCUAAUAAAUUUUGUUGUUGUAAAUCA
Myripristis murdjan (pinecone soldierfish) is the source of this 633-nucleotide messenger RNA. RefSeq names its product trafficking protein particle complex subunit 2L (gene trappc2l). The record is from RefSeq and is a predicted model, not a curated record. Bases 96 to 515 code for a protein of 139 amino acids. Gene Ontology annotation, biological process: endoplasmic reticulum to Golgi vesicle-mediated transport. The transcript is spliced from 5 exons. Lineage: Eukaryota; Metazoa; Chordata; Actinopteri; Holocentriformes; Holocentridae.